GACUAGCUCAGUUGGUUAGAGCGUGGUGCUAAUAUGCAACGCCAAGGUCGUCGGUUCGACCCCGGCGUUGGCCAAGUCUUUUGUUUACCGCUUCUUCCAUGUUCUCCCAGUCCUACCCAAACCUUACGGCCAGCCAGUCCUCCUUUUUCUCAACUUCCACCAGUCUACCGAGUCUUUAUGAUGGGUCCUCUGGAACUCUUAGCCAGCAGUACUCGCACUCGACGACCGCAUCCGAUGUAGGAUCCCCGGAGACGUUCAAGCAGAACAGCCAGCUCGCGCUGGGCCAGGUGUCGCGCGUACAGGCGUUAGCGAGGAGUGUUUUGCUGGCGACCCAACAUGCGUAUCAGACGGGCAACAAUCCCAUACAGACUGCAGCGGACAUGGCCACCCUUCACCAGGCUCUAGAGCUCCUAGCAGCGGUCCUUCGCCAGUCGGGCGUCGGCGCGCUGCCAAUGCGCCCGCGAGACCCGUCGAACGCCGCAUCACAGCCCGAAGCAGACGAGGAGCGGCUCAUCGCAGAGAUGACGAGCGCGGUGCAGGCUCUGUUCGAGAAGAGGAAGAGGCUGGAGGAGAGCGCGGGUGUCGUGGCGAGCUUGUUGGGUGUGGAAAAGGAGGCAAGGAAGUAAUGAAGCGAGGGACUGGAUUGCAGCACGGAUGAUCACGACACGCGAAGCUUUCGACGACGUGCACUAUGUAUAAUAUUCAUUCCUCUGAUCUACUAGCUAUAUCGUUGGUGGGACCCGUCAU
This is a messenger RNA of Rhodofomes roseus, 747 nucleotides long. RefSeq lists its product as uncharacterized. The coding region runs from base 99 to 626 and encodes 175 amino acids. The transcript is spliced from 4 exons. NCBI's taxonomy places the organism in Eukaryota, Fungi, Basidiomycota, Agaricomycetes, Polyporales, Fomitopsidaceae. The record is from RefSeq and is a predicted model, not a curated record.